AUGGAUAUAGAAAAUGCAAAAAAACAUUUAAGUGAAUUGCAAGAAGAAAGAAGAAAGCAUAGAAUAACUUUACCUGGAAUAUUGAAAAAUAAAAUUAUUAUAAAAGAAGAAGAAAAUAAUCUAAUAGAGGAAAAAGAAAAAGAAUUACUAAAAAAAAAUUUUCCAAAUACAAUUGAAAAACCAAUAAUUAAAUUGAGUUCUGAAAAUUGUUCUUUAAACAGUAGUACCAGAAAAAUAUUAAAUGAAACAUAUUCAACAAAAAUAUCAACAGAAAUCUCUACUUGUAACUAUACUGGGAAUUCUUUUCUUAAAGAAAUGAUAGACAUAUAUAAAUGCGAUGAUAUUUUGAAAGUAGGAAUUUUAUUAACAGGAAUUCAAGCACCAGGUGGGCAUAAUAUAAUUUGUGGUGUUUUGGAUAAUUUAAAAAAGAAAAAUAAAAAAAAUAUUUUAUAUGGAUUUUUAAAUGGUUUUGAAGGUUUAAAAACAUAUAACUUAAUGGAAUUAAAAAAUGAAUAUAUAAGUAUGUUCAGAAAUAUUGGUGGUUUUGAUAUGAUAAAAAGUAGCAUAUUGAAUAUAACUGAUGAAAUCGAUAAAAAAAAAUGUUUUAAAAUAUGUAGACAUUUAAAUUUAAAUGGGUUAAUCAUUGUUGGAGGAGUUGACAGUAAUAGUAAAAUUGCUUUAUUAGCAGAAUAUUUUGAAAAUAUUUACAAAUUAUCCGAUGAAAAGAUGAAGCAAAUAGACAAAAUGAAAACAGAGAAAUUAUCUAACGAUACAAAUAAAGGGGAUUAUCAAAAUGGAAUAUUUAAUCAUCAAGAUAAUGAAAAAGAAGAUAUUGAAAGAGAAGAUAUAACAUACGAAAUUAUAAGUGAUUUAAGUGAUGAAGAGAUAAAAAAGAAAUUCCCUAAACAAAAGAAAAAACUUAUUAAAACUGCAAUAAUAAGUGCACCGAAAACUGUAUAUAACGAAUUGAAAAAUGAAUAUAUUGAAUGUUCAUUAGGUUUUGAUACUACAGUAUUUAGCUACUGUCAAUAUAUAAGCUACUUGAUGUCACACAUGCAAACAUAUUUAAAAGGAUAUCAUUUUGUAAAAAUCAUUGGAAACUCCUCAAGUCAUAUUGCAUUAGAAUGUUUCUUACAAACAAGAGCUAAUAUAGUCUUAAUAAGUGAAGAAAUAAAAAAUAAAAGAAUAACGUUAAAAGAUAUUAUUAAUUUUAUAACUGAUGUUAUAAAGAAAAGGUAUAAAGAUUAUAAUAAGAAAUAUGGUAUAAUAAUAAUACCUGAAGGAAUUCUUAAAAAGGUUAUAGAAUUCAAAAUGUUAGUAAAUUCUAUCACACAAAUUAAGAAAGACCACAUAAAAAAUAAUAUAAAUAACUUACAUGAAGUUAAGAAUAUUCUAAGUAAUUAUCUAAUUAAAGAACAUUAUGAAUUAUUUCUUUCAUUCCCUCAAUUUUUUCAAAAUCAACUACUAAUGGAAGCUCUUUCUAAUAAUAAUUUUCAAUACUCCCGCUUAAAUGUAGAAAAAUUAUUACUUUAUUUUGUUAAAAAAAAGAUAGAAGAAGAAAAAGAAAUGAAUGAUUUAGAAUUUAUUUCUCACUCUUAUGGAAAUGAAAUUACUUGCUCCUUACCUACAAAUUUUGAUUGUGCUUAUAGUUAUAUUUUAGGAUUUAGCUGUGUUGAAAUAAUAGAAAAAAAGUAUAACGGUUAUAUUUGUGUAAUUAAAAAUUUGAAAGAUUUAUUAUAUAAUGUGAAUAAUAUACAAAUAUUUGGAGUACCAAUAUGCAGUUUAAUGUCCAUUAAAAACAAUAAAGAUAAAGAAAAUAAAGAUGAAUUUUCUAUAAAAAGGAGAAAAGUAGAUUUAUAUAAUAAUUAUUUUUUAAAAUAUAAAAAAUAUCGUUCUCAUUAUUUAUAUGAAGACAAUUAUAGAAUAUUAUGCGGAAUUCAAUACGAAAAUAACUUUCCUAUAGAAUAUAACGAUUCAUUAUAUUCUCCUAAAAAAAUAAAUGGUUUUUUUAUUAAUGAUUGUGUGAAUUUAAAUAUGAAACAAAAUAAUGUAUUUAAUCAAAUAAAUUUUACUAUAUCUGGGUUAAAAAAUGAAUAUUUGGAGUUAGAUGAAAAUAAAAAUGAAAAUAAAAAUAACUUUAUUUGCAAUUAUUACAGAAGUUCUAAUAAUUUAUCUGAAAUUGAGAGAACAUUAAUUAAAUCUGUAAUAAAAUUUAACACUACCUUAGUAAGACAUAAUACAAGAAUUACAUACAUUAACAACGGUUUUGAAAAUAAGUUAAAUUAUAAUUCUUUUCUUCAUAUUAAUAAAAUUAAAGAAUUUUAUAUGAUACAAGAAAAUUCUUUGAAUUUAAAACAAAAUCUGAGAAUAUCAACAUAUUCUAGAAACAUUGGAGUUGUAUUACUUUCUCAUUGUACACCUGGUAGUAAUAAUAUAUUAGUUGGUUUACAUCAGCGGUUGUCUAUUAAUAAUUUUAAGUUAAUUGGAUUUAUUAGAGGUUUGAGAGGACUAUUAAAUAAUGAUAUAUGCAUAAUUAAUGAUAAUAAUUUAAAGAAUUCAACAAAUUUGGGUGGAUUUCCACUAUUAGGAGUUAAUUUAGAAUAUAAUAAAAAUGAUACUGAAAAAUUAUAUAUAUAUGAUUUGAUAAAAGAAGAAUAUGUUCAAAAAAUAAUUGAAAAUUGUAGAAAAAAUAGCAUUACAAACUUAGUUUUCAUAGGUGAUGAAAAGGUAAUAUCAAUUAUGAAUAUACUAAAUGAUAUUUUUAUAAAUAAAAAAGUAAAUAUAAAAAUUAUAACUGUCCCUAUUUCCUUAUAUAACAGUUUUGAUAAAAAUCUGAUCGAAUGUAGUAUUGGAUACCAUUCAAUGAUUUGUAAUAUUAGUCAUAUUGUAAGUAAUUUACAAAGUAACUGCUUAAACUUAAAUAAAUAUUAUUAUUUUAUAAAGGUUCAUACUAAUAUUUCGUCUUCCUUGAUUUUAUCAAUUCAAUUAGAAACUCAUUGUAAUAUAUGCUAUAUUGGUGAAUGUGUAGCAAAUCAAUUAACUAACUUAAGUACAAUAAUAGAAAAUAUGUCUUUAAUUAUUAUAGAAAGAAUUAAUAGAAUGAAAUAUUACGGUGUAAUACUAUUCAGUUCUAAUUUAAUUUAUUGCAUUAAUGAUUUUUAUGAAUUAUGCAAAGAUGUUGAUGAUAAAAUAAAAAAUAUAGAAGAAUUAGAUGAACUUAUAAAUAAUGUUGUAAUACCAGAAAAGUAUGAAAAAAUUUUAAAAAAAGAAAGUAUGGAAUUACUCAAAAUAUGUACUCAUUCAGUUAAAGAUAAGUUAUUAAAAAAAGAAAAAAGAGAAAAUGAAGAUAUAGAUUCAAACUUUGAAUUAAUGCUAAUAAAUGGAAUAAAAAAAUAUAUAAAAGAAUUAAUGAAAAAAUCAAAAGAAAAUAAUGAACUCUAUUGUUAUAAAAAGCAUAUGAAUACAGUAUCGAGUCAAAUAACAAUAAAAAACAUAAAAGUAUAUAGUGAUAUAGAUUAUAUAUUACAUUUUCAAACAAUAAUUAAAAAUAUUGAUACAGAAAUCAACUGUUACUUCCCAACUCAUUUUGAUAAUUCAUUAGCAUUUUCUCAUGGUUUGCUAGCAGGUAUAGCUGUUGAAAAUGAUCUAGUUAAUUAUGUUACGUCAAUUAGGCAUUUAAAUUUAAAUAAAAGCAACUGGAGUAGUUCACUAUAUCCAGGUUUUUACUUUAUAAAUAACAAAGACAGCAAUGGAUAUUUUAAUAAAUAUCCUUAUGUUGCACCUGUUCCUAUAUCAGUGAAAUCAAGUUUAAUGGCUACUAUUAAGCAUAAUGCGAAUACAUGGGCAUAUAGUGACAGUUACAUUUAUGUAGGACCAGUACAACAUAGCAUAAAUCCAGACAGCAUUGGAUGUUCACAUAUGUUUUAA
Plasmodium gallinaceum is the source of this 3927-nucleotide messenger RNA. RefSeq names its product 6-phosphofructokinase, putative. The transcript has 5 exons. The record is from RefSeq and is a predicted model, not a curated record. Gene Ontology annotation, biological process: response to glucose; glycolytic process. Lineage: Eukaryota; Apicomplexa; Aconoidasida; Haemosporida; Plasmodiidae. Gene Ontology annotation, molecular function: 6-phosphofructokinase activity. Gene Ontology annotation, cellular component: 6-phosphofructokinase complex; cytosol. Bases 1 to 3927 code for a protein of 1308 amino acids.